This is a messenger RNA of Bombus terrestris (buff-tailed bumblebee), 3924 nucleotides long. RefSeq lists its product as uncharacterized. Lineage: Eukaryota; Metazoa; Arthropoda; Insecta; Hymenoptera; Apidae. Bases 402 to 1208 code for a protein of 268 amino acids. The record is from RefSeq and is a predicted model, not a curated record. The transcript is spliced from 5 exons.
GCAGGUAACGGUCGCAAACGGAGGAGGAGCAUCGUCGUCGCGUUCGGUCUACGAGAGGCGAGGAGAAGGGGGAUCGAUGGAACGUACCGGCGGAGAGGUGGAAUUCAGGUGCGAGUCGUAGUUGGCUCGACGAUCCUCAGUUUACCGCGGCCAGUCGACGCGACGCAGUCCGAUCUUUGACCCUCGCUUUUCCGCGUCUCGUUCCUUUCUUCUCGCGUUUUCUCCUCUUACGUCAUCGCGUUCCUCUUGGUGGUGCUUUGGUUCCUCGCGAUCGACGAGAUGCGGAUCGAUCCCUUCUCGGAUCGACAAAUUCGACGCAUCCGCAACGAAACCGGUAUGACUGCGAUGCAGAAGGUCGCGUUCCAACAACGACGUUGAUCGAACGUCGCGACGGCUCCGAGAUGAUCCCGUCGAUCGGACUGUUGACCGUGGCGGUGCUCGCGAUCGGCACCGCGAUCGCCGGUUUGAAUCCAGGGGGGGCCGAUUGCGGCGAGCAACGCUGUUCCACCGUCGAGUAUUGCAGCCCCUACGACAAACGUUGCAAACCGUGCUCGUCCAUCUGCGACGCCACCGGUCGCAACUAUCAGCAAAACGAGUGCAUCAAAGAUUGUCAAGAAUACCUGCACGACAAACGAUACGUUCUUCUCGAGCAAUACGAGGAUUUACGAGGGGAGUUGCAGCGAUUGUGGAUACUGGCGGUGAUAUCUAUCGCCGUAGCCUUUGCGUCUCUCGUAUCGAGCCUGUACCUGUACGCGCAAAAGUGUCCACGAUGGGAAAAGAUGCAAACCACCCUGAGACGAGCUAUCGCCGGGAAACGAGCAAAGGGAACGUCGAACGGGAGCGGCGGCGACAACGACAACGACAACAACAACGAUCGCGGUAAAUCGACGCUUCGAGACGCGGAAUCGGGCACGUCCAGGCACAACGGAUUGAAGCUGACGAUGCCAACGAUAAGCGCGAGCGUGGCUCCUUCCCGAUUCUUGGAAAACGAAAGCGGACACGGUGGGAACGGUACCGGAAGCGCGAGCGGAAGCGGCAGCGCUAAUGGAAGCGGAACCGGUAACGCCACGCCGAACACCACCACCACUUCGCUGUCGAGAAGGCAUCCCAGCGAGGACACCACUCUCGAUUACGCUUACGACAAUCCAGCUAUGACGCCCAGCCCGGAAACCGUUCAACACAGAACGAAGCGCGAGAGCUCGUUUUAAACGGGACAUCCGAUCGAUUCGCCACUCACUGUACAUAGGUUAAUUCUAAGCAUAGUACUUAAUCGCGCUCGUCCGCGCGAGAACGCGCGCGACCAUUCGCGGGUCCUUAUCAGCCAUUCCGUCCACGAAAGGCCUUUCGAGCGAAGUUUGCCCGAUCAACGGUAACGGGGUCGAGCUUCGCAUAGGUCAGCGACGGCGCGUAAUCCGCCGGCCGAUCGAUGGAGAAGCGCGCGCUCCACGCUCAAUUCGAAUGCUCAACCGUCGAGUUUUACGCUCGCGUGCCUCUUUUUCACCAUCGCGCUCUUCUCUCUCGCUCCCUCUCUGCUUUUUCUUCUCCUCCUGCGCUAUCGACGGUGAGACCUGAGACAGAGGCAGAGAGAGAGAGAGAGAGAGAGAGAGAGGGAGGGGGAGAGAGAGAAAUCGUUCACGUUCGGCUGUUUGCGCGAACCUCGCUGAUCUUAGGUUAAUAAGUCGUACGACAGCGAUUCGAAUCGUCGCGAUCUUUCUUCGUCCAGCGUUCGUCCGAUGUUCCUCGUCGUGAACGAGCACCGUACAACGGUGAUCGUCGACGACCAGGAAUCCGAUGUCUUCCAGCGAACGAAACGUCGCGGUUGCUCGAGGCGCGUACAUAAGAAAACGAACGAGAAGAAAAAGUUUACCGCUCGUUCGCAAGUAUUCGUAGUUUUAAGACGUUUUUCGUUAUCGAUCCGGUAGUUUGCGUCGGAGUAAGCAAUAAACGCAAUAACGCACGACGUUCCUGUUUUGCGUAUUUCUUUCGUGCCUGUGCAGGAUAUCGGGCCGGAGGUGGGAAUAGGAAGGGGUGAGAAUUUUUGGCGUGAGAAGAGAAAAGAAAAGAACGCAACGUUCUCGUCGAUGCAGAAAUCAUCGUGUAUGUUGGAACGAGGUGACCGAAAGAUCUAGCGGCGCGUUAGGCGGAAAUUUGCUCGAACCGGAGAGAGUCGCCGACGGUCGGUUUCGAUCGAUCGCCGACGAACGACGGCGAGGCGGACACGAGCUCCGGCGUGAUCGGCGUACCGGGCGUCGUCGGGUGAGACGAGUGCCUCGCCAUCACCAGCUCUCUCGUGUUCUUCUCCGGUUUGAUCAGCACCACGUAGACCUUCGGGAGAAACAGGCAGAGCAGCUGGACCAGUCCGUUCAGCGACAGCGACAACGCCAGAGUAAUUACCCUGACGACGUUGCUCGUGGAGGCCAAGUAGAGGGGCACGAAAGCCAGCCACAGCACGAUCGUCGCGUAAUUGGCGAACGCGAUGCGUCGGGUCUCGUUGAAUCCCUCCGGGCACUUUCUCGUCUUGAUCGCGUAGAACGUGGACGCGACGGUCAACAGGAACGGGUAGAUCAAACCGAUCACGUAGGAGCCGUCUUCGGAGCCCCGACACACCCUUACGUUCGCGUCCCUGCUGGGAUACGAGCGUUGGAUCGCCGGUGGUUUCUUGAGCAGCCAACCGACGUCGAACGCGAUCUCCACCAGAACGAGGAUCGACGCGAUCGUCAGCUGAGAUCUCGGGCUGGUGAACCUGUGAACACGCGUGGAAUCGCGUUACUACGGGCUAUCCGGGCGUUACCAUCGAAAUUUACCGUCGUUUGCGAGGACUGCGGCCGGGAUCGUUGAAUAUCCUGUGAAUUCGAUUGAUCUUGGUGGAGAGCGCGGCGUAGCAAAUGGUGUAGCAGAAUCCGAUGCCGAAUCGGACCACGGCGCAACUUUCCACGCUGGGCUUGGACACCACGGCGAACGUCAUCGAGAAGCAGCCGAACGCACCGACCAGCAGUAGAAACGACAGCUCUCGACCGGACGCUUUGAUCAUCGGUGUGUGCCGAUAGAUCCAAAACACCGAGCAGACGAACGCGGUCAGUGCCAUACCUGCGAACGGAACGCGAUCCCGUCAUCGUUAGUCCUCGGAUCGGAUCGUCGACGCGGCGGCGGUCGAGGCCGACGAACGGAGAUUACCGGAAACGGCUACCGUCAUCGCGACGAUCGCCCACGGAUUCGAGUAGUCGACGAACUGUUCGGGGAUAGGUUCGCAGCCAGACCCGUUCUUCGUCGGAAUCGUGCCCGGCUCGCACUCUUCGCAUCUCAGCUCGUCCACCUUGUACCGAUAGAAACCGCAGCUUUGACACCUCCAGCAGCACGGGUCCUCUUUACUUCUCACCAUGAUUCGAUUCGAGCCGCACGGCCGGGAACACGACGACGUCGGAAAGUCGCCGGGUCGUUCCUCUCGAAACCACAACUUGUCCCGAUCCAGCCGCAACACCGCUUGCCCGUCUUCGUUCACUGCGUGCAACCCCGUACGCGUCUUUCCGUUUAUUCGUCACUUUCACCCUCUCUCUCUCCCUUUGAUCCUACUCGUGGUUUUGCGGAGAAAAGAGAGAGAGAGAGGGGGGGGGGAGAAACAGAGAGUAGUCUUACGCGUGUAAUUGCCGAUGACCGCCCAGUGAUAGAAACCGUUUGCCUUGCGCUGAUAAUUCAGGAUGGAGUAUCUCGGAGGUCCGUCGACCGCAUCCACGAAUUCGAACGCGUUGCCAGCUUCGUCUGAAAAUUUAGUUCGUAUGCAACUUUACGUUUAACUGUACCCUCGUCCUCCCAUCUCCGAAGAUAAAACUACUUUUCAUAUUGUAAUAAACGAUGUAUACUGUAGGGCUUACAGCCCGAAAAUACAAUAUAAUAAUAAUAAUAAUAAUAAUAAUAAUAAUAAUAAUA